UUGCCCUUAGUACCACUAGAAAUUUAGCAUAAAAAUCUUGUGAGGCAAGGAGGAUUAAUGAUGGAGAGAAGUGAAACCUUUGAUUUAAUUCUAGAUAUCUGAUAGCACAGCCCUGUAAGUGAUUGUAUUUCUUUAGUUCUUAUUUCAUUGAUAUUUGACUCAUUUUCUUAUUGCGAAGGUUCUAGGUCGUGUUUGUGUUCACCUUCUAUGUUUUCCAUGAGAUCUUCAGUUUUUUUUUUAAUGUGAAUGUGUUUUCAUAAGUCUCUUUGAAUAAUUUGGUGACAUUUAUAAGCUUGAGGUCAAUGCUUGCUGAAGACAUGCUGUCCUUGACGUAAACUUGUGGUCGACUUCUUGGUUUACACUUUGGCAUGUAAUUACUUUUCAUGACUUCCUAUAUUCUGGCUAAUUGAAUGAAUUGAUGCCUUAAACCUUAAAUGAUCUUUGCUGUGAUUGAUAAGAGAUCUCUGCAAAUUCCAAACAGAUAAUUGAACAAUCUUGAUUGUGAUCCUCAAUUCUUUAUAGUUUCUAAUUUUCUAUACUCUCUAGGUCCACCUUAAAGGAAUGGCCUAGUUGACAUAUCAUCUAAAAAAGAUUCUGUGGUUGGUAAAACAAUCAUCUGCAUACUGAACUAGUGAUGACAGAUCGCAAUAUAACAUAAUAUGCUCUACUCAGUUAGUUAUUUUAAGUAGAUUUUUAUUUAAUCAAGGAAUGGAAACCAACCAAGUUAACUUUCCAGAGGUUAAGUGAAGGCAGCUGGAGAGCAGGAUGCUUUCUUUUAUUAAUGAUUAACUAAGAUAAUUUCAGUUAUUAAUAGAUUUUCACUUAGAACUGUUUGGGUAUUCAUAAAUAUAAUGCUUAUAUGCAGCUUUCCAUGUAAAAUAAAAUUGGAAUAUGGAAAAUAAAUCAUAAAAUGGUAUCCAGAGUCAACCUUUCCUGAAAUGCAUAUGUUCAUGCUUUCCUUGCCCACUCUCUCCUUCACUAGCUACAAUCAAUUGGCUGCCAAGAUUACACAACUGUGGAUUUGUGCCCAGAAACUAUAAGCUGCCCUUUUACUGUAGCUACCACGCACUCAAAUGCAAGACAUAUGUUUUUUUCCGCUGUUGUAUUUUACUGUAUUUUCUGCUUCCAUCUAUCUUUUCUUUAAGGUGCCGAAGGAUGAUAGAAAAUAAGGAUUAACUUUUAUCGUGUUUAUAGCUUGAUUAUAUCUGAAUUUUGUAAGCUUAAUAGUGUUUUCUUUGUAAGAUUGAGUUCUAGACAUUUGCUAGUGCAACAGUCUUGCACUUUGAGUGUGGGCCUUGGCGCAACAACAAGCUUGCUUCAUUGUGAGUUGGGUGUUAUGAGUUGGAAACAUGGAAACAGCCUUUCUCUGGCAGGGGUGAGGCUGCAUACAUCUAACCCUCCUUAGAUCCUACAGUGGUGGGAGCCUUGUGCACUUUGUACAGUUUAUAAUUAGAUGUUUAUCUGUUAAAAAGGAAGUUAUAUUUCAUACAAAGGAAGCUUAAGAUAAACUAAUAAAAGCCUUCCCCUAGUAUUAUUCUUCCCUUAAGGACUCGUGUUGUUCACAUGCUAAGAGUUUGCUGAAGGAGAGAUUCUAUUGCAGAAUCACCCUAGAAAUUAUUGUGAUGUUGAGUUCUACGUGCAGUGGAGUUAAAUUUCUUUAAGAAUAGGAACCCCUUUUUCUUUUAUAUUCUGUCUUUUUUCGGUACUAGACUAGAAAUUUACACCUGAUAUUGGACAUAAUAUUCCUGUUUUUUCAUCAAAAAAAAAAAAAUUCCUAUUUAUAUGAAGUUUUAAUAAUUGUCGACUAUGAACUGCUCCAUGAUUGAAAUUGGAACUUGAUGCUAGACUUUCAGUGCUGAAAUUACUAAUCAUAAAGGACUACCAAGGAUAUAUGAGAUCUGAUAGCCCUAUUAUCAGUUCUUCAUCAGGACCCUUCUACAUAUCACUCUUACAUGUUUUAUCACAUUGAAGCAGCAUUUCAUUUGAGCAUACAGCCUAUAACUCAAAUGCUUCUUUGCUUUCCCUCAGUGCCCUUUUCUCUCGUCUUUUGCAUUAUUACAACAUGGUCUUCUUUACUGAUUAUUUUUGCAUGCUUGCACAUACACAAUGCUGUUCUGCAAGACCCAGAUUCUAUCACUAAAUCAUAGGAACUAAUUACAUCUGAAUAUCAUAACUUGAGUCAACUUGAAGCUAGAUCAAAUCCUGAAGGAAGUCUAAAUAUUCAGAACUUGAUGAGUAAAUCAUUUUAUCAACUAUACAGAAAUUCUUUUGAGUGUCGUACUUCAGCAUGGCUCUUUCUAAUAUAAUUACUUCCUCAUAAAUAAAUGUAUUUAUCUAUAUGACUUGCAUUCUACCCUCUACAUGUAGACUCUUUCCAACUCUAGGGGAAUCCAUGGAUUUAUGAAUCGCAUGUCUCUAAGCUGCCAGCUUGGCACUGGCACAAUAUGUACCGUGCCAUGCUGUGCCAGUGCUUAGCACACUUGGCAUGCCAAGCACUAGGAAACAUUUAGUAUGGUGCCAGUAAGGCCUCGACACAGUAUGUAAUGUAUCACAUUGACCAAAUUUCUUCUUCACCAAAUACCAAGGACCAUAUAGGUCAUAGGGGAUGUGAAUCCACCUGCCCAAUAGUUUUUUCCUUUUUGUGUCUGUAUUUAUUUAUGCAUGAAACAACUCAUGCUGGUUGACACUUUAAUUCAUGUGGGAGUCUUAGACAGUUAUUUUCUUGUUUCACGACUUCAUAGUUAUUGAGAUAGAUGUGAUUACCUGCCAAAAAGCCUUGAAAAAUUAAAACAUUAUCCAUAUAUGUUUUGGCAUAUUGAUUGCCUAGUUGUUGGAAUAAAAGGUUUUUGAGAUCAUGAUCCUUGAAAAAGUAAGUGACAUUAGCACAGAAAUUGUGUACAUACAACAUGAGUCAAAGGCAAAUUAUAAGAAGUCUAGCUUCUCCCACCCUUCUCUUCUUUGCCCCUAGCCAUCCCUAAAUCCUAUACAAUCCCAACAAUCUCUAUCUUUUACUAUGAUAUGUUUGAUAGAUCUCUUUGAUAAUCUAAACUGUACCAACUUAAAAGAAGGAUAUGAAGGAUCUUACUCAUAAGAUGAAUUUAUGUGGUUGCAAAAAUUUUGCUGGGUGACUCUGGUUGAAUGGAAUAUUUGGUCUUCUUGUUGUUAUAACAUAGUAAUCCAAGAUUUAUAGUUUAUCUUUCAAGUUCGGUUGUUAUGCAUUAUUUUUUGGCUUUUCUUGUACAUGGCUGUUCGUAGUGUGCUUUCUUGAAUAGAAGCAACAGAUCAUUUUGCUAUUGGAAGGGAUUUUUUUUGACAUCUCAAGAACCAAUCUGAUCCAACCUGAUUUUGGUUGGAUGGGUUCAGCUUGGUUCCAACAAGGAUUGUUUCAGUUUCACUUCCAAAACUGAGAACUGAUUGGGAUGGGUCUGAUACUUAGUUGGCCCCUAACUGGAACUAAUCCGACAUCUAGAAUCAUUCUGAUCGAGGUCUUAUCAUUCAGAAUCUUCUACUUGGCGCAUGGAAUCUACUUUGAAUUCUCUCCAAAAAUUUGUCUUUCCCACCUAGUUGCAAGGUUCUUGCUUGUUCUAAGGACCCUUGACCUCGAUAUAUCUGCUUCUUUGCAGCCACAGACAAAUCCUCCAGUUCCCUAAUUAAGCAGCCAUCUCAUGCAACCUUUCCCUAUUCAAGCAGUUAAGAUCUAGAUGUAAAAUUCCGAACUUUUUUUUUUUAAAUCAAAGCUGACCAAAAUCUAAAAGAAUAAGUGAAACACAUUUCCUUUUUCCCCCAUCAAAUUGGUCAAGGAAAAAUUGCAAACUAAUUUGUAGAUGUAUCUUUGUAUAUGGUAAAUUUGAAUCUCUGGCUUGGGUAUCUUGAAUUGGGCUUUCUGGCAGAUAAGAAGCAAAAUUGUCAUUGCCCUUCCUGUUAGUACUAACCUUUAUUUUCUUUAUUGCAAAGAAAAAAGAGGUUAUCAUCUUUGUGACCUUUUCAAGUGUUUAAUAAAAAUUUUUUGUGUUUGCAUUUAGGGAAAGGGAAAAGGUAAGCUGAAAAUGCUGGAGAUAUUUAUAUAGGCCUCCACUGUUAGCCCCAAAAACUAUCAACUGUAGGUUUGUGACCUGUUGUAAGUUUGCAGGCCGGUGGUUUCCUCUCAAUGCUGCAGCUUAUAUGUUUGUGUACGUAUGGAAUUGAUUAAUAUUUUGUUAAUGAUUUCCACAGCUCUUCUACGAAAGAUGGCACAAGUGAUGGUUUAUGAUGGAUACCCACAUUUAACAGAUAUUUUCAUUUUUCUCUGGAAAAAUUGCGAAAUCUGCAUGAUUUAGAUUAAUGUUGAACAUUUGAUCGCAUGAAAAUGCGGUGAAGAUAUGUUGGGUGUUUCAGGAACUUGGUUCGACUUUUCUAGUAUGGUGGUAUUAAGUACACGUAGAGAUUCAGUUUAGAAUCUGUAGCUUAUUGGUUUAUUUGGCUAUCAGAAUAUCUCUCCGGAUUCAUGAUAAGUUUCCUUGGUCUCAAUAAGAAAAAACGGGUCUCAAUAAGAAAAAGUAAACAUGAUAAGUUCCUAAAAGACUUGUAAUCUACUCAAGGUUGACUGUGAUAAAUAUACAAAUACAUAAUUCAUUUUGUAACAACAAAAUAACAAAGAAAAUCAUUGACUUUGUUUUCUGAAUUGCUAUUAUUUUAAUGAGUCAAGGAUUCAAGGUAUGGAGAGCUAAAGAGGCUGUAUCUAUCUGAGUUGUUGCAUUCCCUUCUUUGUUGUCAGAUUUAAGCAUAUAGCUGACUUUGACAUUCCAAUGUUGGACCACCGAUAAACAUUUUUCAUGGGUUGGUUGCUGUUAUCCAGUGCAUGAACCAAUUUUGAUGUUAACUUAUCUCGUCUGGAGAGGAUAUAUGCCCCGUCAUUAGCUGUCUUUAAGUUGAUGAGCCGAAAGGCAGUGAGUUAAAUAGACAUGGUUUCUGAAUUGCUUGCUGGCAGCAACAAAAUGGUAUAUAAAGCAUGGAUCCGUUGACAAGCAUUUAAGCCAAAAGAUCCUGUGCACGUUUCUUCAUGUUCGCCACAUAACGAAAGAAACAACCGACCAAGUUGCAAUAAAAGCCUGGUCGGCACCGGCAGAUGGCAGCUUCCUUCAACUAUCUUAAAGCGGAAAAGCAUGAUCCGGUGUAGACCAUGUGGAGGUUUUUCAGUUUCCUUUUCUUCUGAAUUCUCUCCUAACACCAAUCUUUCUUUGUGUGCAAGGCAGGAAAAGGUUUCAUCCGGAAGCAGUCAAGUUGCGCCCAACGUUUCACACCCGAAGCCACUGGAAGCUUUCAAGCAAGCGGGAGGCUGCUUCCUUGAAGUCUCUCUUUUUAGAUGUAAAAGCGCUUCCUCUGGCGGUCUUAACAUGAGGAUCCAACUCAGAGUACGCCUUCUAGAUUAUUAAAGAAAUAGUUCGGAGAAAGGGAUUGUUGUACGUCAUCCCCCUUCGACUUGGAGGCAAAGGAAACUAUUUAUUCUGGAAGCCCAGCAGGAGGAACAAACAGCCCCCUAUCGAUAGAUUGGAGACGCGCAAACAAGGAGGAGAAAUUCCGAGGAAGGGAUGACGACGAAGCAACACAACGGCGAGAGAAGUCUUCCCAAGAGGAUCAUCCUGGUGAGGCAUGGAGAGAGCCAGGGGAACUUGGACAUGGCGGCCUACACGACCACCCCGGAUUAUAGGAUCCCCCUCACCAGGCUGGGCGUCGAGCAGGCCCGGGCGGCAGGGCGGCGGAUCCGGCAUGUGGUGUCGGACGGCGGGCAGGCGGCGAACUGGAAGGUAUACUUCUACGUGUCACCCUAUGAACGGACACGGUUGACGCUGAGGGAGAUUGGCAGGGCGUUCUCGAAAAAGAGGAUCAUUGGGGUGAGGGAGGAGUGCAGGGUCAGGGAGCAGGACUUCGGGAAUUUCCAGGUGGAGGACAGGAUGAAGGUGAUCAAGGAGACCCGGGACAGGUUCGGCCGCUUCUUCUUCCGUUUCCCCGAGGGCGAGUCUGCUGCCGAUGUCUACGACCGUGUCGCCAGGAUGGAGAAUGAUAUCCUCCUGAUGAGGACGAAGCGAACGGCAUCGGUGAUCUUGCAGCUAAAGGCAGUGGAGGGUGGGGGAGGAUGGGUUGGAGAGCGAGAAGUGGGCAUUCAUGGAUUACAAGGGGUAGCUGGUUUUGACGAAGCGGUCAGUGAGGACAGUGGAGGUGGUGAAGGAGGGGCGGCAGUUGGCGAAGGAUGGUCGGCUGCUGCUGAGGUUGGCAUUGGAGUCUUAGCUACUGCCGAGGGCCGCCCUCUUGGGGAGGUCGGUGCUGGAGGCCUUGGAUAACUCCCAACGUCCUUCCUCCUUUGAGCGUCACAUGCGGAGCUGCUCUCCGUAUAUCGGGAGGUAGAUGGUGACUGAGGAUGUAGACAAUGCUUGUGGAGGGUGUCAUUCCCUGUAGAGAGAAAAUUGAGUGCUUGGCGGAGAGGAGCGGCGCUUGGGGGGCAGAGGAUGCUCAAGAGAGUGUCAAAGGGUGGAGAGCUCGACGGAACGGAGUGACACUUCGGAAAGAGGGUAUCUAGGAGAAAUUAUUGAUUAGAUGAUGUACUGGUUUGUUAUUGGAUGGUACAAAGUAACGUGGUAGAACUAUUCAAACCAAUAAUUUCUUUGUCAUCUGAGGUUCCAUCUCAUGAGAUGGGUUGGAGCUCUCUCUUCCCCUUUUUUUUUCCCUAUGCUGAGAUGGCUUGAUAGAUAUAUGUGGUGGAAAAGAAUUGGCUUGGUGUACCGCCAAGUUGAUAACAGACUUAGGAUAUAGUUUCUCCUGGGAGAGGCGGCUCUUUGUUUAAAAA
Messenger RNA from Elaeis guineensis (African oil palm), 6820 nucleotides. The record is from RefSeq and is a predicted model, not a curated record. NCBI's taxonomy places the organism in Eukaryota, Viridiplantae, Streptophyta, Magnoliopsida, Arecales, Arecaceae.